CGCGGGGGCUGGGUGCGUGAUCAGCGCGUUCGUUUUAACUUCCGCACACUAAUAUGAACAGGACGAGCAGCUUAAGACAGUAAACUACUGUAAAUCUUUGACGUGAGAGUUGGACAAAAUGUCAGAUUCAGACUCUGACUCUGACUAUGGUGGUGACUGGGAAGACUACAGACAGCGGAGAAAUGAUCCGAUGGUUGCCUUCCAUCCACCAGAGGAGGUUUUUGAUCAAUGGGGCCGUAUCCCCGUCGAUACCAAAAAAGAAGCUGGACAGCGGAUGAAAAUUUGUGCCUUCUGGCUUCCCACUCUGCUGCAGCGUGACGAGUCCAGCCCUACCACUUCCUGGGCUUUACAAAUAGGUCUGAUCGACCCUGUGCACACAGAAGUAAUAAGUCUGAAGCACCUGCACAGGAUAGACAUAUUGGAAGCAAUCUUCAGAGCUUUGGAGAAAGGAAGUUUGAAAAGGGACCAAACAAAACAUGUUUUCUGGAUAAGCAACAUGUUUAACAUGCGUACCGCAGAGGUUUUGGAGGAUGCAUUACUCUGGUUGGAGCGAACAGAGGAACCUGCUAUUCGCCAUCGCGUCCUAGAGCUUGGCCAUGCACACACCUGCUUCACAGCCCUGCACCUUAUCUUCACCCAGUUUGCUAAGUACAUCCAGGACAUGGGAAGCAACUUUGAUAAGACAAUGAAGGCGCUGAUGGCUCGGCCAUCCGACUGUCAAGUAGCGAAAAGUGAAGAAAUGAAGAAGAAAGGAAAUGAGAACUUUCAGAAACAGCAGUAUGAAGAUGCUGUGAAGUUUUAUUCCCAAGCCAUCAAAUAUUACCCUGACAAUCACAUAAUUUAUGGAAACAGAGCCUUGUGCUAUAUCCGAUGUAAGAAAUUUCUAAAAGCAGUUGGUGAUGGAAAACGUGCCACCCUGAUUAAACCACUGUGGGCAAAGGGCCAUUAUCGCUACUGCGAGGCUUUGUUUUCCUUGGGUGAGGUCAGAAUGGCUCUUGAAGCCAACAGUUCAGCCCAGACUCUGUGUAAGGAUGACCACGAGGGAAUCAAAGACCUAGAACAACAACAUCUCAAAUUCAUCACUGAAAUGGAAGAACGCAAAGCUGGACAUCCAAAGAGUAAGCAUAAAAGACCUGGCAGCACUAACCGAGCAGAUGCAGCAGAGUCACGACAACAGCCUGUAAAAUCUUUUCGGGUUGGUGCGGUAACAAGCAAAGCUCCACAGAACAAGGUUUCUGAGGUUAAAACGGACAAGCAACCAGGUAAAAAUGAACAGACCGCACAGGUGAAAGGCAAUGCUAAAGACUCUAAACCCUCAAAGAGUGAGUUGUCGUCAAAGAUCAGAAAAGAAGAGUCCAGCACUGCAGCAAAGAAGAAAUCAAAGGACAAAAAUGGACAGUCUGAAGUUGAGAACCAGAAAGAGGCCAACAGUAAAGCAAGUGUGGUCAAAGAGUUGAGAUCCAUGGUACAGGACGCCCAUACUGCUCUGGCUGACCUCCGCAGCCGCAACGCAGAGCAGGCCUUCAGCCAGGCACUGGCCAUACUGGAAACCAGCUCACCCAAGGAACUUGGACUUUCCACAGUGGAUCAACUGUUGCUACUGUAUGGCCGUGCAACCGCCCUGACAGAAAUCGGCCAACCUGAGGAACUUGCAGAAGCACAAAAACUCAUGAAGAAGAUCAAAUCAUUUGAGGAGAGGACCUUUCAGUGUCUGGUUUACUACGCCAUCGGGAGGGUGUAUCUCAAAGAGAACAGGUUUGCACUUGCUCUGCAGCAGUUUUCAGAUUCCCUCCAGAUGGUCAAGAAUCAAAUAACACCCGGUAAACUCACUUGGCCUUUAACAAGAGAGAUCGUCAAAGAAACACAACCAGACUAUUUCAAGGAAAUUCUGGAGAGUGCUAUAGAGUUGUGCAAAUUUCCUCCUAUUCCUGACGCCAUUUGUCGACAUGAGAAAUGCCAUGGCCACUUGAAAAGUGAAAUCUACUUCACUGACCCAGAUUUUAAGGGCUUCAUUCAAAUAAGCUGCUGUCAGAGCUGCACUGUUGAAUACCACAUCACCUGUUGGAAGACCCUCAAGACAUCAACCUUCUUUGAAAAGAACGAAAAGGAUUUCCUGCAAGAACCAUGUUUGACUCCAGACUGCGUCGGCCAGGUCUGUAGUAUCAAAAUCUUUGGUCCAACAGGCCUGGUGAAAUGUAAGUUUGAAGCUACCAUUCCCAAACCGCAGACUUCUAAGAAGCCAAAAGUGAAUCAGAGGUGUACAAGUCUGAAGAAAUUAAAGUCAAAGGAAGAGCGCAAGCUCAAGAGGAAGCAGCAUAAGCAGUCAUUUCAAGAUAAGCAGACGCUCAACGAUGAGAUUCUGCAGAAGAAAGAAGACUCUGCAUCUCAGAGUCAACAGAAAGUCUGGUUGCUGUACCGAGAUCGAGUUCUGCUGCAGAUCAGCCAGAACUUGGAGCUUCUGAGAGAGGAGAAGGGCCUCCAGGUGUCGGCCCUGGCCAGCACCUUGAAGCCCUGGCUGGAGCUGGACUCAUCGAGGGGGAACCAGAUAGCUGCGAGGAUGCUGAACUGGCAGCAGGAGUCGCUGGAGACGCUUGGUCAGGCUGUUGAGCUCCUACUGGAGAGGAAGAACCGGGUUUGGGCUCGUGUCCUGAUCGAACUGCUCAGUAGCUGUCUGGACGUAAACCCCAAACUCAACAGCUGGGCGUGUCGGCUCAACAAUGCAGGCCUGAACGCUGCUAAAUCCUUCAUUGAGCGCUACGCAGGACGCUUGGAGCAGCUGGACCUGGCUCUUCUUCUCAACUUUGGCCCAUUGCAGGAGAUGAUUAUAUCAAAGCUUGGUACAAGGCCGGAGGUUUUUUCAAGCAUUGGCUUGACAGUGACUGAAUACCUAAAACAGGCACCGCUACAUGACAUGAGACUCUUUAUCUGGACUCUGGAGGAGCAUAGAGAUGAGUAUGUCUCCUGCCACACUAUUCUGGAUGAGUAUUUUGAUAUGAUGGAUGGACAUUGUUCAGUCUUAAAAAAGUCUGAUGACAAUGAAAAUAAUUCUCCUAUGAAGACUAAGAAUCGAGGCCGGAAAAAGAAACAGAGAGAACCAAAGGGUGUUAUUGUUUUGUCUGGGAGGAGAGGUGUAACUCCAAGGGACGAGUGGGACCAAGACUUUUUUGAAGAUGACUCUUUAUCAUUCCUUCACCCCGCUGAGCCAUUCAGUGUACCCGGUCACCUUCGAGAGCAACUCGCCGAUUUUGAGAACCAGUUCCACGGCACCAGAAACAGAGGUCACUUUAAAAAGAUUUUGGACAACCACCCUGACCCAACGAAAGAGAGCUUGUAUGACUACUUUGCCCAGAUCUUGGAGGAGCAUGGUCCCCUGGUUGCUGAGGACCCCCUGCUGGUGGGUGAGCUGGAAAAUUUCCCACCCAUGGCUCAGCUGAAGAUCCAAGAAGCAGGCGGUUUUGAGUCCUUCCUCCUGGAGUCCCUUCGCUUCAUAAAGAUGGGGAGGUGCAUCGGCCUGGCUAAACAUGCCGUCAGCCUGCAGCAGGCUGGACAUGGAGCCAGCCUAGAUGACCUUGAUGUCAUAGUGGAUCCUGACACAGACUCUCCAUCUACUGAUUUGCAUGAAUCUGGUUUCCCCAACUAUCUGGACAAUUUUUCAUGUGCACAGAAUGAAAUCUAUCCCAUCCUCCCAAAUCCUUAUGCAUAUGCUUUCCAGCCAGAUAGUGGACUUACCACCUCUGUAGGCAGUAUCACAGUGAAUGAUCCCUUCACCCACUGGAGUAACGGUGAUGAUCAACAGGAGUCGCCUUACUUUUUCAGUAAUGACAACUGGGAUUUGGAUCUAAAUGUCAGUGAGCCUGAUGUCGGAGCUUGGGAAAUGGAUCCGUCUUCAGGUGGAGUCGCUUCAUUGACGACUGAGGAAAGCGUUUUGAAGAAACAUGCAGAAGUUCAGACAUGUCCGGAGCCCAUGAGCAGUGUCACUGUGAAUACAGAGCUUCAUGAGCGUUUUGAGAGCUGCCAGGGUGACAUGAUCAAAAAGGAAAAGAGCAACAGGAUGUUGGAGCAGCAGAUCGAGGAAAUGGUGGACGGCUGUGACAAAGUCAACAUAAAGCACAAAGAAGACAUUGCCUCCCUGGAGGAAGACAUACAGAAGAUCAAUGCCAACAUACAAGUGACCAACAAAGAGCUGACACUGUUCCAGCAGAAGCUGGAAGAGGAGGUGAAGAAAGACCAGAAGGAGAAGAAAGCCAACCAGGAAGCGCUGAAGUCCCUCAAGCUGGAGAUCGAACAGCUGGCGGAGGAACAUGGGAGUUUGACCCGAAACAUCCAAGAGAAGAAAGCCAGCUUUGAGGCAAAGUUGCAGGAUUUCCUGGAGCUGGGCAACCAGUCAGCCGCUGAGAAGAUGAGUCUGGAAGAUGAGAUCAAGCGCUGUAAAGCCUUGUUUACCUCGGCUAAGAGGAGGUCCCACAUAGCUCAGUUGUCCUUAGUGGAGAGCAGCCGGGAUCAGGGUUUAUCCGGCCUCUACAAAGAGCUGACCGACGCCAAGGCUUUGCUGAGCAAACUGGAUGAAGCAGUACACAGAUACCCAAACCAAGACCUGGAAACCACCAGAAACAGCUGGAGAACCAAUGUCCAAGAAAUAGAAAAUAAAAUCUCUGCUGCUGAGGCACAGUACCAGGAGCAGAUCGAUCAAGCAAAGAACGGCAGAAGAGUCAGUGAGUUGCCUCCAGUCAGCAUCAACAACCAGGCUGAGCCUCCAGCACAACAGCAGCUCUCUGCAGCAGCCAAAGAGUUUACUUCUCAGUCUUCAGCCCAGGCGUCGCACAGCAGCCCCCCGCCCAUCCAGCAGGCUGCGGCCCCGUCUGCAGCUGAGGUGCUGGCCGGUCCGGCUCAGACACUGCACAAACCUCCAGGCAGGACACUGGAGCCUCCGCACAUCACCGUGUUUGAGAAAGCCAUGGAGCGCCUGUCCACCAUUUUCCCCGACUAUACAAGGUUAGACUUGAUGAAGUUUGUUCAGGAGUUCCGUUCAUGCAGCGGUGGAACCCUCAACAACAUGGCGUUGCAGGAUGUGGUUGGUGGAGUGACCCAGCUGAUCCUGGACCAUCAGGAGAAGCUUGAUUCCGUCAAAUCCAGCAUUGUGGGACGUGGGAGUCCAGCUCAGUGUGCUACUCCGCCUUUGGUAACCCCAGCGCCCGUCUGGCAGCCAGUCGGAUCCCACAGAGCCACACAUUCCAGUGCACUCAACGUGGAGGAUCCCUGCAUCAUCUGUCAUGAUGACAUGAGUCCAGACGACAUCUGCGUGCUGGAGUGCAGACACAGCUUCCACAAAGAGUGCAUCACGCCGUGGCUGAAGGAGCGGAGCACCUGUCCCACCUGCAGAGAUCACGCCUUGCUGCCUGAAGAUUUCCCUGUGCUGCCUGGCAGGAGACGCCAAGCCCCAUAAUGUCUUAACCCUGGUCAGCCUUCACUACCUAAAUGUUCGCUUUUAUGUUUAUUAUGUUAUUUUACGAAUCACUUCAUUAAAAUCUAAAAACGCGAUUCAUGUUUUUAUAUUAUCAAAAUUUUGAUGGGAGACACCACAUCACACACUUUAAAGAAAUAAAACUGUUGUGUGUUCGAA
Molecule: messenger RNA, 5620 nt
Organism: Toxotes jaculatrix (banded archerfish)
Lineage: Eukaryota; Metazoa; Chordata; Actinopteri; Toxotidae
Gene: ttc3
Product: tetratricopeptide repeat domain 3
Exons: 46
Coding region: 119-5443 (1774 amino acids)
Molecular function (GO): protein binding
Source: RefSeq, a predicted model, not a curated record